AUGGCGGCCCGCCGCGACGGCCGCGCGGCCAACCAGCUGCGGCCGCCGCAGAUGGAGCUGCGGCCGCUGCUCCGUGCGGACGGCUCCGCGCGCUUCCGCUUCGGCGACACCGCCGUGGUGUGUGCCGUCUUCGGCCCCCGCGAGCCACGCUUUCGGCAUCGGGAGCUCUUUGAUCGAGCGUCCUUGGAGGUUGUGGUUCGGCCACGGAUUGGCAUUCCUGGGCCCAAAGAGCGGCAGAUGGAGGCGCUCUUGGCACGUCAGCUGGAACACGUGAUCCUGGCCAAUCAGUAUCCGCGCACGCAGAUCUCAGUCAUCGUUCAGCUCAGCUGCUGUGACGGCGCCGUGUCGGCCUGCGCGGGGAACGCGGCGUUUCUGGCGCUGCUGGAUGCGGGGGUGGCGAUGAAGGCGACGGCGAUGUGCGUGGCGCUGGCCGUGAAGUUGGAACCAGAACCAGUGAUUUGGUUGGACCCGACUGAAGCGGAGGAAGCUCAAUGUGACGCCCUGAUUUCACUCAGCGUGGAUGGCAGUCGCAACCAGUUGGUGUCCAACGUCUCCAGUGGAGCCUUUCUGGACGCCGCCACAUGGGCCAGCUGCAUUGAAGCGGCCGGCAAGUCCUGUAAGGUCCUUGAGGCCUUCAUGCGUAUGAGCCUUCAAAAGCGUCUAGAAACGUUCCUGAAGCCCGGCUGAGGGUCCUGAAGCCGGGUCACAAGGACGGUGACGUGAUCGAUGGAAACGAGUUGAUGUGAAGUGAUUUUACCAUUGAAAAGAUGGGGGGUUGAACAUGUUUU
Messenger RNA from Cladocopium goreaui, 788 nucleotides. Lineage: Eukaryota; Dinophyceae; Suessiales; Symbiodiniaceae. The record is from the annotation of a GenBank genome assembly.